Molecule: messenger RNA, 1694 nt
Organism: Closterium sp. NIES-67
Lineage: Eukaryota; Viridiplantae; Streptophyta; Zygnematophyceae; Desmidiales; Closteriaceae
Source: the annotation of a GenBank genome assembly
CAGUGUUCAAUGAGGAUUACCACCAGAGCGAGACCACGACCAUACCAUCCAAUUGGAGCCCGGCGCGCAACCGACGGUUCGGACACAGUGGCGGCUGAAUCAACCAGAGCUGGAGGAACUUCGACGCCAGCUGGAUUAUCUGCUCGAGAAGGGUUUCGUUCGCCCCAGUACUUCCCCGUUCGCAGCUCCGAUCCUAUUCACCCCGAAGAAAGAUGGCGUCUACGAAUUCUCGCUAUCCUAUUCCGCGCGCCGACGAACUCAUCGACCAACUUCGUGGGGCAAAGUUCUUUUUCGAAAAUUGACCUGCGAGGCGGUUACCACCAGAUCCGUGUCAACGAAGCUGACUGCUACAAGACGGCGUUCCGAACCCGAUACGGGAGUUACGAGUACACGGUCAUGCCUUUUGGCUUAACCAACGCACCUUCAACAUUCCAGUUAACCAUGAACGAAGUUUUUCGGCCGCUGCUGGAUAAAUGCGUCAUUGUGUACCUCGACGACAUCCUGAUCUACAGCACUACCCGGGAACAGCAUUUGAAGGAUUUGGAAGCAGUCUUCUCUCUUCUGCAGCAGCAUCGACUCAUCACCAAGGGUUCUAAGUGCGAGUUUCUGAAACAAGAACUGGAGUUUUUGGGCCACGUUAUCUCCAUCAACGGUGUUAAAAUCGACCCGAAAAAAAUCGCGACCAUCCAAGACUGGAAGCCGCCGGCUAAUCUUCGCGAACUUCAAAGUUUCCUGGGGUUUGUGAAUUACGUUCGACGGUUCAUCCCAAACAUGGCGGAGGUAACUUCCCCUCUCACGGAUCUUCUGAAAAAAGGCAAGUUUUAUGAGUGGGGGGGAGAGCAGCAGGCUGCGUUCGACCAACUCAAACUUUUCCUGACAACACCUCCGGUCCUUCGCAUUGCAGAUCCUCACCGUCCGUUCGAACUCAUCACCGACGCUAGCGACCUGGCUGUGGGCGCCGUACUGUUACAGGACUUCGGCGAAGGCCUUCAACCCAUCGCCUACGAGUCACGAAAGCUGAAUCCGGCCGAGCGAAAUUAUCCCGUCCACGACAAGGAGUUACUCGCCGUCCGUACCGCCGCUCUACUGAUACAGGAGGCACACGACUCGAAUUUCUCGGGUCACUACGGCAUCGACAAAACUGCCAAAUUACUGAGCCGCAAUUAUUACUGGCCCGAUUUAUCGACGGACGUGCAGCAGUACGUCACCUCCUGCGCCACGUGUCAACGCAUGAAGUCGUCACGACUUCGACGUGCGGGAUUACUGCAGCCGCUCGAGCCACCCAGCCGACCCUGGCAACAAGUGACGAUGGAUUUCGUCACUAGCCUGCCAGCUGGUCCAAGCGGUAAUGACGCGAUUCUCGUCGUCGUUGACCGUUUGACCAAAAUGGCACACUUCGCCGCCUGCAAGACGACAAUCACUGCCGAGCAGACAGCAAAGCUAUUUCUCACGAACAUCGUGCGACUACACGGCAUCCCUUCGGCCAUCAUCAGCGAUCGCGACACUCGGUUCACGUCCAAUUUCUGGACAAAAACCUGGCAGCAGUACGGCACACGUCUGCAUCUGUCCACGGCAUACCACCCGCAAUCGGACGGCCAGACUGAGCGCACCAAUCAGACGAUGGAACAGCUGCUUCAUACAACGUGCACAGACCCGUCCCAAUAGGAAGAUUCUCUUCCACUGAUCGAGUUUGC